CUUGCGGGAGAUUCACAUUGAAGUGAAAAAAAAUAAAUUUUCAAAGAUGGUGCAAGUUAAGGAGGAACAUCAGAAGGCUCUCUGCAAUCUCGUAUACCGCCCAAAUGAGCCAGCUUUUGCGCCCAAAGGUCAAAUUUACUACGAGAUCCCUGCAUCAGCCAUGCCGGAUCAGUACAAAGGCAUGGGGCAGGAUCUCGAGACGCGCUUCAGUGAAACGGAAAGUGAUAAAGUGCGCGUCAAUGUGAAGGAGCUCAAAUGGCCAGAUUUGAGUUUUGCAAAAUCAAUUCGUCGUGAGGAUUCCUUCAAUAUUUUCUUCCAACCCCACAUUGAGGUUGCUGGGAAGCUCAUUGAGAUCUUCUACAAGUUGGAGUCGGCUGAGGAUCUCCUUGCGUGUGCUGUGUAUGCCCGUGAACGCGUCAAUCCGUACCUAUUUGUCUAUUGCUUCUCCGUGGCAAUGGCCAAUAGGGACGAUACGAAAGAUAUAGUUGUACCAGAUGCCCUAAUGUCCUUCCCCAACAAAUAUAUUCCCAAAUCCACCCUGGCAGAAGCAAAGGAGCUUUGCUACGUUGUUCCAGGUGAACUACGUAAGCCCAUUGUUAUUCCACGCAAUUGGACUGCAAGUGAUCUCGAUCCUGAACACAAAUGUGCCUUCUUCCGUGAAGAUCCUGCUAUUAAUCUACAUCACUGGCAUUGGCAUUUGGUGUAUCCUUUCUCUGGACCCAUGGAGAUCGUCAACAAAGAUCGACGUGGGGAACUGUUCUACUUCAUGCACAACCAAAUGAUCAAUCGUUACAACUGCAACAGAACCUGCGUGGGACUCCAUCGUAUUGUACCCUACAAUGAUUUCCCUAAUGACAUUGCUGAAGCAUACUACCCCAAGUUGGACAAUCACAACUCCUCCCGAAUGAUUAUUGGACGACAGCGAGGAUACCAAUGGAAGACUAUCAACGGGAUAACAAGUCCAGCUCUCACAGUACAAGACAUGGUAACGUGCGUUGAGAGAAUCAAAGCUUGCAUAACGCUUGGAUAUUGUAUUCUACCAAAUGGAGAGAAGCAUCAUCUAACCGUGGAGAAUGGUAUAGAUGGAUUGGGAAAUAUGAUUGAGUCUUCAAUACUUUCGUGCAAUUCCUUCUUCUACGGAAGCUUACACAACAAUGGGCACAUGAUGUUUGCCCAAGCAGCCGAUCCUGCAGGUGUCAAGUACCUGGAAGGCAAUGGUGUUAUGGCAGACACAGCCACAGCUAUGCGUGAUACCGUUUUCUAUCGUUGGCACAAGUUCAUCGAUGACCUCUUCUGUGACUACAAAUACACCCUUCCGCCCUACACUGAAGAAGAACUCUCCUGUCCAGGUAUCAAAGUGGACAAAGUUAAUCUGAUUGUUAAUCAAAAGUACACCCAGGAGGUUUGCACAUUCUGGCAGUGGGAUGAUGUAAAUUUGGCUCUUGGUUUGGACUUUAACGGCGACGGUAGUCAUCCGGUUUACGUGCGCUACUGCCAUCUGAACCAUGAGGACUUCAUCUACAAGAUCAACGUUACAAACUCAACGGACAAACCUAUUAAGUGCACUGUUAGAAUCUUUAUGUUUCCUUUCAAGAAUGAAAGUGGAACAGAGUAUGUAACUGAUAUGUAUCGAAGGAAUGCAAUUGAGAUGGAUUGGACAACGGCUACUUUCCCACCGGGUGAAACAAAAUUCUUCCGCAGCUCUAAGGAUUCUAAUGUGACAAUCCCAUUUGAUAGAAGCUUCUCAACUGCCUGGAAGCAGGAUGCCCAGACAAUUCGCUCAAUGGAUGCUUCAGUGUGUGCCUGUGGACUUCCAGCUCAUCAUCUACUCCCCAUUGGUACCCCUGAAGGCUUCCCCUGUCAACUAUUUGUAAUGCUAACACCCUAUGAAAAGGACAAGACAAAUGAGGACAUCAAUGUAGCCUGCAACGAUAAUUCAGUCUUCUGCGGUAUUCGCGAUAGGAAGUACCCGGAUAAACGUGCCAUGGGCUUCCCCUUUGAUCGUGUUGUUCCCUUUGCAACUAUUAAGGAUUUCGUAAAUCGUGACAACAUGAACCUAACGGACUUUAAGAUCAGACAUAAGAAUAUCGAAAUUAAGGGACCUCACUGCAGUCCUGAUAGUACCGACUACUAAAUUGACUAACCUGCAAAACUUUUGAUUUAAAUUAAAAAACAAAGACGACCCUUUGCAAUGACUAUUGAUUAUUCUUGAAAUUAUUUUUUAUUAUAUACAGUUGAAGUCCUCAUCAACGAACAAUCGGAUGUACUACUCUCGCGUAUUAAAAAUAAUACGCAAGAGUAGUACAUCCGAUUGUUCGUUGAUGUGGACUUCUACUGUACUACAUAAUCCCUAUCUAGCAUUUAAAAAAAAACCGUUAAAUCAGCUACGCUUUAGUUUUAAGAACAUCUUAAAGAGGACAAUAUUUAUGAGGAAUGCUUGAAAUACAUAUAAAUUAUCGAAUAAAUUAAUAUUGCAAGUCAAAAAGCA
Lutzomyia longipalpis is the source of this 2488-nucleotide messenger RNA. RefSeq names its product phenoloxidase 2-like. Lineage: Eukaryota; Metazoa; Arthropoda; Insecta; Diptera; Psychodidae. The record is from RefSeq and is a predicted model, not a curated record. Bases 47 to 2134 code for a protein of 695 amino acids. The transcript is spliced from 3 exons.